Molecule: messenger RNA, 951 nt
Organism: Mya arenaria
Lineage: Eukaryota; Metazoa; Mollusca; Bivalvia; Myida; Myidae
Exons: 2
Coding region: 1-951 (316 amino acids)
Source: RefSeq, a predicted model, not a curated record
AUGAAGACAACAGAUAACACUAAGCCAAACAGUAAUUUCACCAACCGCGCGCCAAAUACGACUGCGCCUAAUAACAACAAUGCUACAGAGAACACUUCUGCUACACUUCCAACCGCAACUACUACGGAGGCUCCUACUGGUUUCCCUACCUCAACUUCUACCGAGGCCACUACUGGUUUGCCUACCACCAUUACGAGCGAGGCCACUACUGGUUUGCCUACCACCACUAAGAGCGAGGCCACUACUGGUUUGCCUACCGCAACAACGAGCGGGGCAAGUAUUUGGAUGCCUACCACUGCUACCAAGGUCACUACUAGUUUGCUUACCAACACUACUACCGAGGCAACAACUGGUUUCCCUACCACCACUACUACCGAGGCUACUUCAAGUUUGCCUACCAACACUACUACCGAGGCCACUACUGGUUUCCCUACCACCACUACUACGGAGGCUACUUCAAGUUUGCCUACCAACACUACUACCGAGUUUGCUUACCAACACUACUACCGAGGCAACAACUGGUUUCCCUACAACCACUACUACCGAGGCUACUUCAAGUUUGCCUACCAACACUACUACCGAGGCCACUACUGGUUUCCCUACCACCACUACUACGGAGGCUACUUCAACUUUGCCUACCAACACUACUACCGAGGCAACAACUGGUUUCUCUACAAACACUACUACCGAGGCUACUUCAAGUUUGCCUACCAACACUACUACCGAGGCCACUACUGGUCUGCCUACCAUUACUACUACCGAGGCUACUUCAAGUUUGCCUACCAACACUACUACCGAGACAACAACUGGUUUGCCUACCACCUCUACUACCGAGGCUACUACAAGUUUGCCUACCAACACCACUACCGAGGCCACAACUGGUUUGCCUUCCAACACUACUACCGAGGCUACUUCAAGUUUGCCUACCACCACUACUACCGAGGCCACUAA